AUGAAGAACACAUCCACCAUACCACCACUAGCCGGCAGCCGCUCCUCACUCCUCACCCCUUCACCCGUUCAUCGCCGAUUCUCCGGUUGCCUACUAUCCCUCGCCUACAUGCCGUCAACUCAUCGGCUACUCAGCUCACACACCACCAACCCACGGGAGAAUAGUCGAAAAACACACAAAUCGACCACUCUCACUCACUUGCUUAUUUUUCUAUUUUAUUUGGAUAUUAGUGACUUUUAUGACUUUAUGCUGGAAACCGCGAUUCCAUAUUCUAGAUUGAGUGACGAAGAACUUCAAGUAGCUUUUAUUUCUGAUAUCUGA
Messenger RNA from Lactuca virosa, 321 nucleotides. The record is from the annotation of a GenBank genome assembly. NCBI's taxonomy places the organism in Eukaryota, Viridiplantae, Streptophyta, Magnoliopsida, Asterales, Asteraceae.